Papilio xuthus (Asian swallowtail) is the source of this 1551-nucleotide messenger RNA. RefSeq names its product caspase-1 (gene Caspase1). The record is from RefSeq and is a predicted model, not a curated record. The transcript has a single exon. Gene Ontology annotation, cellular component: cytoplasm. Gene Ontology annotation, biological process: apoptotic process; proteolysis; positive regulation of neuron apoptotic process. NCBI's taxonomy places the organism in Eukaryota, Metazoa, Arthropoda, Insecta, Lepidoptera, Papilionidae. The coding region runs from base 157 to 1047 and encodes 296 amino acids. Gene Ontology annotation, molecular function: cysteine-type endopeptidase activity.
AGUUAAUUUUCGUUUUCGAAGUAGAUGUUGAAAGCUCUAAAGAAGUUUUGGUAUUGAAUAAACAAAAAAAUAAUAUUUUAGCAAUAUUUAUAACUGAUUGCGCAGUGUAUUGAUAGCCUUCUAUAUUGAUUUAAUUCUUUAGAAUUGUUGGUCAAGAUGUCGGAGUCUGAACCACAAAACAAUGGCAACGUAGAACAAAGAACUAACGGUGAUGGCGAUGGCGACCAAGGCGACGCAUGGGGUAGCCACGAUUCAUCUGCUGCUCGGCCGUAUGGAAAAAUGCCUGUUGAUCGUAAUGCACCUUAUUAUAACAUGAACCAUAAGUACCGUGGUAUGGCGAUUAUUUUCAACCAUGAACAUUUUGAUAUACACAGCUUGAAGUCACGCACUGGCACUAAUGUAGACAGUGACAAUUUGUCCAAAGUUCUUAAGAAUCUAGGAUUUCGAGUAACCGUGCUGCAUAACUUAAAAUCGGAGGAUAUUAAUCAUUAUAUUCGCCAAACUGCUGAAAUGGAUCACUCUGACCAUGAUUGCUUGCUAGUUGCGGUAUUAACACACGGUGAACUUGGCAUGUUGUAUGCUAAAGAUACACAUUACAAGCCUGAUAAUCUUUGGUAUUAUUUCACUGCAGAUAAAUGUCCAACCCUUGCUGGCAAACCUAAACUUUUCUUUAUUCAAGCAUGCCAAGGUGAUAAGCUGGAUGGUGGCAUAACACUAACUAAUCGCACAGAGACUGAUGGCUCUUCUAGUGCUUCAUAUCGGAUUCCUAUUCAUGCUGAUUUUCUCAUAGUAUUUUCGACUGUACCAGGAUACUAUUCCUGGAGGAACACAACACGAGGAUCAUGGUUCAUGCAAGCUUUGUGUGAGGAGUUGCGUUAUUCCGGUGCAGAGAGAGAUAUUCUCACUUUACUUACAUUUGUAUGUCAAAAAGUGGCUCUUGAUUUUGAAUCUAAUACUCCGGAUAUGUUGACCAUGCACCAACAGAAGCAAGUGCCCUGCAUCACCAGCAUGCUCACAAGAUUAUUAAUAUUUGGAAACAAGAAGUAAGCGGGAAAAAUAUUUCCAACAAGAUGUUAGUAUACAAAUUACUAAUAUAAAAAUUUGAACUAGGAAACAUCCAUUCCUUUCCUAACAAUUUAAGUAGUUGUUAUAUUUCCAUUGUUUUUUCUAAUUGUUUUACCCUUAGUAAUUGAACCAAUAAUGUAACUAGUUUAAUUUUGUUUCCUUUAUGUUAUAAUUUUUGUGGAUCUAUUUUAUUUAGAAUGUUAGUUUGAAAUAUAAUUAAAAUUGUUAUUUUACAAUUUUAAUAAUAUUCUUGCAUUUUUAGUCAUAUGAAUUAUGAUGUGGCAUUUCAUUGUGAUAUAAGAAGAAUCUUGAUUAUACUAUUAAGUAUUUAAAGUACAGUGCUUCACUAAAAGUAUUGCCAGUGGUAAAAAGACAAAUCGAAAUUCUAAUGUGCUUUCUAUAUUAUUACUCACCAGUAUCUAAAAUUAAAAUUAUUGUUAAGACACAAAAUUUAAUUAUUAAUAAAUAUUUCACAACGACAUUGCA